AGACAAUUUUUUUAUUAUUUUACGAUUCGGCGUCUCAGUGAUAUGGAGAUAAGCAGGAAAUACUUUGUUAUGGGUUUAGAUAGUCCAUUCGUAUAAAAACUCCAUGAAAUUCAGUCAAAGGCAUAGUCAUUGUUGUGACACAAGGCAAAAAGAAAAAAUCACCAUGAAGUUCUUGAUUGCCUUCGCUUUGAUCGCCGUGGCCUCGGCCGCCAUCAUCAGGCCCUCUCCCAUCGAGGCUGAGCUCGCUGAGCUGCAGCAGAUCAUCGCCGCCAUCGAGAGCCCCAACACCGACCCCGCCACCGCCGCUGCCCUAGAAGCCAUGCUCGUAUCUGCCCUCGGACACCCCCAGGUCGUCGCCCCCGGCUUCGAGACCGUCCAGCCUUCGCCCAUCUCCAUUGGAGCCGCCGUCAUCGACUUCCCCCUGCCCGACGGUGGUGCCGUCACCGCUGUUGAAGAGGUCGCCCCCACCGCCGUCGCCGCCCCCGCCCCCGCCGUCGAGAGCGCCAAGUCUCCUCUGGUCCAGAUCAUCGUGAACAUCGAGAAUGCCGAUGACAUCGCCGUCGCGCCUGCUCCCAUCGUAGAGGCUGCUCCUGCUCCCAUCACUGCUGUUGAGGCCGCUCCCUCUCCCGUCAUUGUUGUUGACGCCGCCGCCGUCGCCGCCCCCUCUCCCAUCACCGUUGUUGAGGCCGCCCCCUCUCCCAUCACUGUUGUUGAGGCCGCCCCCUCUCCCAUCACCGUUGUAGAGGCCGCCCCCUCUCCCAUCACCGUUGUAGAGGCCGCCCCCUCUCCCAUCACCGUUGUUGAGGCCGCCCCCUCUCCCAUCACCGUUGUAGAGGCUGCCCCCUCUCCCAUCACCGUGGUUGAGGCCGCCCCCUCUCCCAUCACUGUUGUUGAGGCCGCCCCCUCUCCCAUCACUGUUGUUGAGGCCGCCCCCUCUCCCAUCACCGUUGUUGAGGCUGCCCCCUCUCCCAUCACCGUUGUAGAGGCCGCCCCCUCUCCCAUCACCGUUGUUGAGGCCGCCCCCUCUCCCAUCACCGUUGUUGAGGCCGCCCCCUCUCCCAUCACCGUUGUUGAGGCCGCCCCCUCUCCCAUCACUGUUGUUGAGGCUGCCCCCUCUCCCAUCACCGUUGUUGAGGCUGCCCCCUCUCCCAUCACUGUUGUAGAGGCCGCCCCCUCUCCAAUCACUGUUGUAGAGGCCGCCCCCUCUCCCAUCACCGUUGUUGAGGCCGCUCCCUCUCCCAUCACCGUUGUUGAGGCCAUCCCCACUCGUCCCGUGAUCCUGAACCCCAUUGACGUCAUGGCUCCCCUCCCAGUGGAAGUUGUUGCCGCUCAGGCCGGAGGAAUCCGUGUUUAAAUUGUUAAUUAAAUCUCAAGAAACUUCUUGAAGUGGGUAUUAGAUCACCUUAACGCCACCCAAUCCACAAUUUAACCAAGACAAUAAAAGUGAACAAUUUUGUAUA
This is a messenger RNA of Plutella xylostella (diamondback moth), 1460 nucleotides long. RefSeq lists its product as uncharacterized. The record is from RefSeq and is a predicted model, not a curated record. Lineage: Eukaryota; Metazoa; Arthropoda; Insecta; Lepidoptera; Plutellidae.